Molecule: messenger RNA, 2351 nt
Organism: Oldenlandia corymbosa var. corymbosa
Lineage: Eukaryota; Viridiplantae; Streptophyta; Magnoliopsida; Gentianales; Rubiaceae
Source: the annotation of a GenBank genome assembly
CGAAAGACGCAUUAUAUAAAUAAGAAACAGACGCCUAUUUUCUCCAAAGUCCUCAUAAAUUUCUGCUGCCUUUCGGAUUAUACUUUGCUGCCCUCUCUGCUACUGAGUCGGGAGUGUUCCCUCCUCCUCCCCCCAAAAGGUUCGAACCCCCAAUUCCCAAACCCUAGCUUUCUUACCCCCCAGAUAUGUUGGGUUUUUCUUAUCUGUUUGUUUCGUGCCCGAUUUGCAUAGGUUUUGGUUGGUAUUCCUUGCAGUUGUGAAUUCUUGCUUGGUCAUCUGUCUGUUCUGGAUUUUGUUUUUCUGUGGGGUGGGGAUAUGGAUUUGGCGGUGGAUCGGGUCUCGGCAUAAGGAAAAAGGGUUUCUUUUUUUGUUUUGAGUUUAUUAUCUCUUAGGGUUGAGGUGACGGCGGUGGUUGGCGGUGGUGCGGUUGCAUCGGGUCGGGUUGGCGGUGUUUUGAUAGUUAAUAGAGUUUUUAUUUUAUCUUUUGUUUUUGUGUUUGGUCUGUUACCAUCCGAUGUUAUUUUUGCCUCUUAUUUUAGCCUUAAGGGAGCUUUUUGUUAGUUAUUACAUCUUGCAUGUAAGUUAAUUGAUUGAUGGUUUGAUGCAUGAAUCAAUUCAGCUUGAUUUUGUUUUGUAACGCUUGACCUGAGACAGUAGUAACCAGGAUUUGGGAAAAUUUAUCUUUUGAUUUUGAAGGGGGAGUUGAUUGUGUGAGGAUAACAAUGUCCUGAAGACAUCAAUCAGCUCGCCAUGCUAUUUGUUGGUCUCUUAGUGAUGUUGAUUUGUUUCUAAAGCGCUUUAGAGCCUUUGUUCUAUGUGUUUGAAGCUGUAAGUUUUCAGAUGUCCUGGAUAAAGCUUUGUGCUGUUGAGAUAUAUUUUAUUUUUUUCCCAUUAUUUUGUAUUUGUGUGAUGGAUUUGAAGCUGAAAGCCUUCAGAUAUCUUGGAUAAAAUUUGCUUAUGCUCAUAUGUUUUGUGAUGAAUCCUUGUCUUGUAUGGUUGGUUGGUUUGUUUGUUUUUUCCCCCCCUUUUUCUGAUGCUUCAUGAUCUCAUGAUUGAUGUUCUGACCUAUUUUUGUUGUGAAGAUUUGUGCCGGGUUUUGAAGCUUGAUUGUCCCCAAUGGCUUCCAAAAGGAUCCAGAAAGAACUCAAGGAUUUGCAAAAGGAUCCCCCUGCUUCUUGCAGUGCUGGUAAUUCCUUCCCUUCUAACGUGACCAUAUAAACACUGUUUGUUAUCCAAACAGGCACUAUUAGUCUUUGAUAUUAAAGCCUCUAGGCGAUAUAAGGAUCAGCGCAAUUGUAAUAUAGAAGAUGAUCAACUUGUCCAUAUAAAACUGGAAGGCGCAUUCAAAAUGUUUCUAUUACAAUACUACCAUAACCUCUUUGUUGUUAGUUCCUGUUCUUGCUCUUCAAGGUUUUGUGGGUUUAUGACGAUUGGCUGAAAAUGUUAUUGAACCAUUGUCACAGGUCCUGUCGGUGAAGAUAUGUUUCAUUGGCAAGCUACCAUCAUGGGACCGUCUGAUAGUCCUUUCUCUGGAGGUGUGUUUUUGGUGUCUAUUCAUUUCCCUCCGGAUUACCCCUUCAAACCCCCAAAGGUCUCCUUUAAAACCAAAGUUUUCCACCCAAACAUUAACAGCAAUGGUAGCAUAUGUCUUGACAUCCUGAAAGAGCAGUGGAGUCCUGCACUUACUAUUUCGAAGGUGCUGCUCUCCAUUUGCUCCUUAUUGACCGAUCCAAACCCAGACGAUCCGUUGGUACCUGAGAUUGCACACAUGUACAAGACGGACAGGGUCAAGUAUGAGAGCACUGCUCGUUCAUGGACCCAGAAGUAUGCGAUGGGGUGAGUAGCUGUUGUGGGAUGAAGGCAUUGGAGGAUGGAGCAUUCGAAGAUGCUAGUAGUAAAUAAAAUAGGAAAAGAAUGAAUUGGUCUGAAACUUUGGUCUUUGUUCUCUUCCCUUGUUUAUUAAGGAAUUGAAAAGUUGGUGUUGGAACUCAUGUGUUUGUUCGUUAUAGGUGAAAUUUAAUGGUCAAAAACUUUUUCGUCCUGCUUGAUUUAUUUAUCCUUUGAAGAAUGAUUUCUCGAUAUGUUUAUGAUUUAGCAUUGAGAUACCUGGCAGAUUUGAGAUGAACAGAAUAGUAGCAUGCUUAGGGUUGUGCCUAGCUGGGUACUGGAAUACAUACUGUACUACUCAUUUGGAGCUUUGAAGUGAGGUAGUAAGUCACGUAGUUGGUGGGUGAUUAACUUAUAAUAAGAAAAAGGUUGGCUUUUUUCCUUUAACCCAAGUAAAAGAGUCCAAACCGUAGUUCUCGCAUUCAAGCACAAAACAACUACUAUAAUAAGAAAAAGGUUGGCUU